GUUUGAAUGACAUGUUCGGUGACGUCCAUGGGCUUGACGAAAACAAGAGCCUUAAAACCUGCUGAAACGAUCUGCUUGGAUAUGGUGCUCGAUGAGAGUCCGAUCGUUCCGCUCAGGCUGACCCAAGCAGUGGAAGAUGGCCAUCCACGUGGAGGGAUUACUGGCGAUCGUUAUCUUCUACGUGAUCAUUUUAUUUGUUGGAAUAUGGGCAGCGUGGAAAAACAAAAAUUCUGGGGUUGGAGAAGGUAAAGAUCAAAGUGAAUCUAUAAUGGUAGGUGGACGGGACAUUGGAUUGUUUGUUGGCGCAUUUACAAUGACUGCCACUUGGGUUGGUGGUGGAUACAUCAACGGAACAGCAGAAUACGUGUACUUGCCCGGAUACGGCUUAGCUUGGGCGCAGGCGCCGUUUGGUUAUGCUCUCAGCUUGGUCGUAGGUGGACUCUUCUUUGCCAAACCUAUGCGCUCCCGUGGGUACGUGACCAUGCUGGACCCCUUCCAGCAGAUCUAUGGGAAGAGGAUGGGUGGUCUGCUCUUCAUACCAGCCUUGAUGGGAGAGAUCUUCUGGUCUGCAGCCAUUCUGUCAGCCUUGGGUGCAACCUUAAGUGUGAUAGUUGACAUCAAUAUCAACAUGUCUGUUAUGAUAUCAGCUCUGAUUGCCAUCUUCUACACGUUGGUGGGUGGGUUGUAUUCUGUGGUAUACACGGAUGUGGUUCAACUCUUCUGCAUUUUUGUGGGCUUGUGGAUCAGUGUGCCUUUUGCUUUAGCUAACCCUGCGGUGUCAGACAUUGGCAUCACAGCAGUAAAGAAAGUAUUUCAGACUCCAUGGCUGGGUACAAUUCACCCUUCAGAUGGCUGGAUGUGGGCAGACAACUUUUUCCUCCUAGUGUUGGGGGGGAUUCCCUGGCAGGUGUAUUUUCAGCGCGUUCUCUCUGCCUCUUCAGCUGCCUAUGCCCAGCUCCUCUCCUUCCUGGCUGCCUUCGGCUGCUUGUUCAUGGCUGCCCCGUCAGUCCUGAUUGGAGCCAUCGGAGCGUCUACCGACUGGAACCAGACAUCCUAUGGCCCUGUACCACCAAUAGAGAGAGACGAAUCAGACAUGAUUCUGCCCAUCGUGCUCCAGCACCUCUGCCCACCCUUCAUUUCCUUCUUCGGCCUUGGGGCUGUGUCUGCUGCUGUGAUGUCAUCAACAGACUCGUCCAUUCUCUCAGCUAGUUCUAUGUUUGCCCGCAACAUCUACCAGCUUGCUUUCCGUCAGUCAGCAUCCGACCGAGAGAUCGUCUGGGUGAUGAGAAUCACUAUCUUCGUGUUUGGUGCUAUGGCAACUGCGCUGGCUCUUCUAACAGGAACAGUGUAUGGUCUGUGGUACCUGAGCUCUGACCUUGUCUAUGUCAUCAUCUUCCCCCAGCUGAUUAGUGUGCUCUUUAUCAAGGGUACGAACACCUACGGUUCAGUGGCUGGCUAUGUCUUUGGUCUGCUUCUGCGCAUUGGUGGUGGGGAGCCCUACCUUAAGAUCCCACCUUUCAUCUACUACCCAGGCUGGUAUGAGGAAGAGAAGAUGCACCAUCUCAAAAAAGACGUGGAACACAUUGUGGUGCAAAGGUUCCCCUUUAAAACUGUUGCUAUGCUGGCAUCCUUCUUGAGCAACAUUAUCUUCUCCUGUGUGGCCAGGUAUCUCUUUGAGAGUGGUGUGCUCUCUCACAAAUAUGACUUCUUGGAUGCUGUGGUUUCCAAGCACAGCAAGGAAAUAAUGGAUAAAACAACCCUUGUUGGAAAUGAGAAUAUCAUCCUAUCAGAGAUGGCACCAGUGAAAACAAAGAUUGGAUCAACCUUGGAAGGAACAUUCAUGAACACAGAUGCACUUUGUGAUGAGGGAGAGACUAGUCCAGAUUUGAAUAAUGAACAUAAAUAGAAAUAGAAAACUUCCUUAAAUGUAACAGUGGUUAAGAGUGCUAAUGCUACAUCUAUGUGGCUGAUUUAGUUGAACAUUGUAUUUUUUUCCCCAGCUAAUACAAAACAUUCUUCCUAGAAUUUAAAUCUAAUCUACUGAAUUUAAAUCUAAACCACUGAAUUUAUAUCUACCUUACACUGAUGGGUAGGAAUGAAACUUAUUUUAUCAUUUUGUUUAGAUCGGUCACAAUAGUCAUGAUAUUUAUAGCAAUAAUAUAUUUAACCAUUAGUCACUGUAUGUUGUGAUAUAGUUUAUAAUAAGGAGAACUUCAUGUUUCAUAGUAAUCUCAUAUCUCAAAUUCUUUUGUGUAGUUGAUACUCAUGAGUGACAUCACAGAUUAAGCUUUAUUAUAUAAAUAUAAACAUAAGACUGAAAUACAAGUACAAAAACUAGAAAACCCCAUUAAACAGAAACAGUGAGAGAAGAUAAGAUCAAGUAAUUACUAGUCAUUUCUUUUUCAGUUCAGUAAAAUGAGCUUUGCCGUCUCUGUAGAAGAUAAAUGAUGAAAGUGAAGAGUCAUUCAUUAGAGACUUUCUCAGUCUGCAGGUGCUGUAUUGUAUGUCAGUAAUCUGGUAGCUGUGUGCAAUAUUGUCAGGUUGCUUUAAACACCAUUUAUAUAAAUCUCAUCUGACAAGAUUCACCGUGAAGUAAUAAUAGAUAAUGAUGAACAGCAGCUGACUCAGUGACAGAAUCUGAACAUAAAUAUAUAUUUAUCCACUGGUUAAUGUAUAUAAACUCACUGGUGUACACGCACGCACGCACACAAACCAGUGGGUAUAUAUACAUUAACCA
Messenger RNA from Electrophorus electricus (electric eel), 2737 nucleotides. Its product is annotated as high-affinity choline transporter 1. The record is from RefSeq and is a predicted model, not a curated record. Gene Ontology annotation, molecular function: choline:sodium symporter activity. Gene Ontology annotation, biological process: transmembrane transport; neuromuscular synaptic transmission; acetylcholine biosynthetic process. Gene Ontology annotation, cellular component: synapse; axon; plasma membrane. Lineage: Eukaryota; Metazoa; Chordata; Actinopteri; Gymnotiformes; Gymnotidae.